CAUAGAUUGCGCAUUUUCCUGAUCGUCCUGCAUCUAACACUAGUUUAACCCAGCUACGAUAUCCUUGAACACUUUAUUACAAUCAGCGAAGGCUCUUUUAAUAAAAAAUCAGAAAGAAACCAAACAUUAAUAAAAAAAAAAGGGGGGGUUAUCUUCAUUACGAUGGCGGAUGUUCGAUCGUUACUUCGGAAUGAACUGGCUUCUCGCAAGGGCUCAAAUCAGACCACAAGAGCAGCAACCACAACAACAAACCGUGUCACCAAGAAGCGCAAGGUAGAUCCCGAAGAUGACUUGACGCGCAAGAAAAUGAGACACGCGAUCGCAAACGCGGAUCCGCAGUCAGCAAAUAUUCGUACUGUACAGCCACCGAGUGCCCAGUCCCUAGACGAAGACAUUGAACUCUCAGAGCGGGAUACUGCUGGCCCAGAACCACUAUCAGAAGAAGAAGCCGAACAGCUUCCCGCCCAACCUAGUGCACAACCAUCCGAGGCAGCAGCGGCAUCGAAUAACAUGACUCAGAAUCCUAAGACUAUUGAUGAAGACGAAUGGGCUGCUUUUGAGCGUGAAGUAGCAGCCCCAACUAGGGCACCACAGGCGCCUGCUGCAGUUGCCGCACAGGCGACGAUAUCAGCGGCACCUAUUUCCGCUGAGCAGCUGGCAGCACAACAAGAGAAAGAAAAUGACACAAUAGCCCGUGGCCGUGAGGCCGAGGCCGAAGGUGAACGCGAAGACGCAGCCCGCUUCUUAGAAGACGAGUUCGACGAGAUGGAGCAAUUAGAGGAGCGGGUUAGACGGCUGAAACACAAACGUGAGGAGCUAAGAAGUAUGAGGGCCACAGGGGUCAAAGAAGAUGAUUUGAUGGAUGAUCCGGCUUCUGCUGCCACAGUGUCAAAAGACCAUGAAAAGGGCCAGGAUGACGAAGAAAAUAACGACGACGACGAUGACGAUGACGAUGACGAUGAUGACUGGGAUAAUUGGAGAUUCAGGUAACAGACUGGAAAUGAAUCAAACGGGAAAACGGGAAAGGUGGCAUUUCUUACAAAGGGAGGUCCCGAACUUUUCAUAAUUACAUUGAUACCCCAUGAGCUAUACGAAGUCGCACAAAAGUGUUCUCUAAUGUGUCAACAUACAUGACUGGAUUCCAAGGCCGGCGUCCUGGCUUUUCUG
Aspergillus caelatus is the source of this 1167-nucleotide messenger RNA. RefSeq lists its product as uncharacterized. NCBI's taxonomy places the organism in Eukaryota, Fungi, Ascomycota, Eurotiomycetes, Eurotiales, Aspergillaceae. The transcript has a single exon. The record is from RefSeq and is a predicted model, not a curated record. Bases 163 to 990 code for a protein of 275 amino acids.